Brassica napus (rape) is the source of this 363-nucleotide messenger RNA. RefSeq lists its product as uncharacterized. The coding region runs from base 1 to 363 and encodes 120 amino acids. Lineage: Eukaryota; Viridiplantae; Streptophyta; Magnoliopsida; Brassicales; Brassicaceae. The record is from RefSeq and is a predicted model, not a curated record. The transcript has a single exon.
AUGAUCCAAGUCCAUGAGCUGGAAGAGAUAAGGCACCUCGCCUAUGAGAGCUCUAAAAUUUAUAAGGAGAAGACCAAGGCCUACCAUGACAAGCGAAUCAUUGCAAGACGUUUCGAACCAAACGAUAAGGUUUUGCUCUUUAACUCCAGACUUAGGCUGUUCCCAGGCAAGCUGAAAUCUAGAUGGUCCAGACCCUUCACUGUCAAGGAAGUUCGACCUUACGGAGCUGUUGUGUUGCUGGACAGAAAGGGAGACGAGUUCGUCGUCAAUGGUCAGCGCAUUAAGCACUACCUUGCUGACUCCACUAUCGCAGAGGGCGAAGAAAUUCCCCUAAAGCGAUCCCCCAUCAGCCUGAUCGGCUGA